AAAUGCCCCACAUAUUUGUGCCGCGAAUGACCAAAAAUAUAAGCGGACUUGAUGCAAAAAAACAACCGUUUUAGCGCUAAUUCGUUUUGCUAUAUAAACGAGAUAUUUCAUACUGGUUGCCAACAAAAGCAACUCAAAGUAUCAAUGGAGUCUUCAUUAGUUUGUGGAUUGCUUAUAUUUUUGGCGAUAGUCGUCACGGAAUGCUCGUCCGCGAAGUUGCCGAAUUACAAUGACGAUGCACGAGACAAAUCUACAUCUUGUUCAAGGAUGUUUGACUUCGGAACCCAGGGAAGCUGCUUCAAAUAUGUUGGUGACAAACUACUAACAAAAGUAGACGCGGAACGAUACUGCGAGAGAAACUUCCACAAUGGCAGGCUAGCUCACCUACAGACGGAUGAAAAAUAUCGGUCAGUGAUGAAACAUUUUUAUCGUGUUUUUCGUCAAGAACGAAAAACUUACGACAGUACACCGACGGCAUGGAUUGACGGGGUUUGGAUACCAGGAACAAAAUCAAUUUUAUACAGUGACCUAUCUGUCGAUUCCGCUUCUAGCUGGAUGCCCAAAACCAAAGUUUCUGGAAAUGAUGUUAUUACCUGGCCAACAAACAGAUUUGGAUACGACGCAAUUUGCGUUGCUGUGUCUCUGUGGCAAAGGGAGAUGUUAGGCCUAGGUGUCAAAGAAAUAUCAGGAAUGUACAAUGUAUAUUGCAAUAAACUGUAUCGUACUCACCCCCUCUGUGAAGUCACAAUGUAAUGGAGACUCUCUUUACAUUUUGUUGUUUAUGAUUGAUUAAUUUGCGAUUGUUUUAUAUUAGGAUUUUCUAACAACAAAAAAAAUUAUUACCAAUUAAGGUACCGUUCAC
This is a messenger RNA of Styela clava, 862 nucleotides long. RefSeq lists its product as uncharacterized. NCBI's taxonomy places the organism in Eukaryota, Metazoa, Chordata, Ascidiacea, Stolidobranchia, Styelidae. The record is from RefSeq and is a predicted model, not a curated record.